Molecule: messenger RNA, 2607 nt
Organism: Penicillium angulare
Lineage: Eukaryota; Fungi; Ascomycota; Eurotiomycetes; Eurotiales; Aspergillaceae
Product: Sad1/UNC domain protein
Exons: 1
Coding region: 1-2607 (868 amino acids)
Biological process (GO): protein folding in endoplasmic reticulum
Cellular component (GO): cytoplasm; membrane
Source: RefSeq, a predicted model, not a curated record
AUGGCUAGUUUGGGAUUUGGAAGGGUAAAAAUAUCUCGCUGUGUGGUUAUUCUUCUUGCACUGGCUGGUACAGGGCUUGCGGAGACAGUUCAGAGUCAGAGUCAGAGUCAGAGCCAGGUACCAAGUUCGGAGAUAUGCCCGGCCGAGAAUAUUUGGGAAGUUGAGGCACGAAUUCUCCGAGAGGAGACGUGUCUUGAAAACCGACGGGGUCCUGGAUUACAAGCUGAUUUGGGCUCUGGGAUGCCUGUUGCCGGGAAUUAUACAGCUGGGGUGGAUUCGGAUUUUGGUGCCGCGCAGGGAACAGAUGAUACCGGUGCAGUAGUACCUGAUAUUGAGGCUGAGACUGCUACCCCGCAAGAGGCUGAGCAAGAUACGGAUUCUCUGCUCGAUAGCGCGAGCUUCUUAUCGUUUGAAGAUUGGAAGAAGCAGAAUCUCGCGAAGGUCGGACAAUCAGCCGAGAAUGUCGGGGGAAGUCGCCGAGUAGCUGCUGCCGGUAAAGAGGGAAGAAGACAACCUGGGAUCAACAAUGCGUUGGAUUCAUUAGGAGACGACGCGGAGAUUGAAUUGGAGUUCGGCGGUUUCGGUGCUGAAACACCAGAAGCUAGUCCUACGGCAUGGGGGACGCCGAUUCCAUCGCCAUCCGCGGAUACUCCAGACGACGAGGAAAAUGAUGCUCAUCUUAGACAGGUACACCGAGCAGAUAUUUCGCGGCGGAAAGAUGCCGGGACAACGUGCAAAGAGCGAUUCAAUUAUGCAUCUUUUGAUUGUGCGGCUACUGUUUUGAAGACGAAUCGGGAGUGUAAAGGGUCUUCUUCUGUUCUUGUUGAAAACAAGGAUAGUUAUAUGCUGAAUGAAUGUCGGGCUCAGAAUAAGUUUCUUAUUCUGGAACUGUGCGAUGAUAUACUCGUUGACACUGUUGUUCUGGCCAAUUAUGAAUUUUUCAGUUCCAUCUUUCACACGUUCCGCGUUAGUGUAUCUGAUAGAUACCCUGCGAAACCGGAUCAGUGGAAAGAAUUAGGUGUUUAUGAAGGCAGAAAUACCCGCGAGGUGCAGGCGUUUGCUGUUGAGAACUCUCUCAUUUGGGCGAGGUAUCUUCGUAUUGAGUUCUUGACGCACUAUGGCCAUGAGUUCUUCUGUCCUAUUAGUCUGAUCCGAGUACAUGGAACGACUAUGAUGGAAGAGUAUAAACACGAUGAAAGUGCUGGUCGGGCUGAAACGGAGGAUAUCGACGAGGUCGAGGUCGAGGUCGAAGAAGCCCACGUCAAUACUAAUGACGAACCGGUCGCCCCUCCAGAGGUUGUGGAUGAGCCCGUGGCGGAGGAAAUCGACAAUACUCCAUUGCCUGAAACUUACCCUCAAGUACUCAGUGAGGUAGAAUUGCUGCUGUUGGGCAUUUCACAGAAACCCGACGAGACUUGUGAUAUCAAUCAACGACCGCCACCGGAGACUAUCUCUGAGGGUACUGCUUCUGUCGCUUCAGCAAAUGUGAAUUCCACAGCCACAAUGGAUGGAGCUCCGGCGGCCCAAUCUGGCGCGUCCGCACCGCCAAAGGCACCAGAAGACACUCGGAAACCCGGGAAUUCUACAAACGCUAUGAUGACGACUCCUGAUGCUUCCGUUGCAGCUGCAGAAGUACCUCAACAGAACUCCACUGCCGAGAGUACAGGCAAAUCAGUGGGUAGCUCCAAGGAGGACAAUAGUCCAUCACCCGAGUCCAUCAGGCCGACAUCUACCCAACCUCCCUCCUCAAACCCGACCACCCAAGAAUCAUUUUUCAAAUCCGUGAACAAGCGACUCCAAAUGCUUGAAUCGAACUCUACGCUCUCCCUCCUAUAUAUUGAAGAACAAUCCCGAAUCCUCCGUGACGCAUUCAACAAAGUCGAAAAACGUCAGCUUGCAAAGACAUCUACGUUCCUUGAAACACUUAAUGUCACAGUUCUCAGCGAGCUUAAAGAGUUUCGAGAACAAUACGACCAUGUCUGGAAUUCUGUGGCUUUUGAAUUCGAGCAUCAGCGAAUGCGAUAUCACCACGAAGUGCACGCCCUCAGCGCCCAGCUAGGUGUUUUAGCCGACGAACUUGUAUUCCAGAAACGUGUCACUAUAAUACAAAGUAUCAUGGUUCUAUGCUGCUUUGCACUGGUUUUAUUCUCCCGAGGCUCAGUCGGAAACUACAUGGAAUUCCCUCGAGUGCAACGAAUGGUGGCUCGCUCCUACAGUCUACGCGAUUCAUCCCCCAUCUCAGCUUCACUUUCUGCCAGCCCAGGCUCAACGCGGCCUACGUCUUCCUAUCGCCAGAACGAGACUCACCGACGCAAUUUAUCGGACAGUUCCUCGUCUCAGGAUAGUCCAGCCAGCCAGUCAGCUCCUUUUAUCCCGCCAACCCCCACAUCUCAUGUUUCUCAGGAUAUGAGCCCUGAGAAGUCCGAUGAGCCCCCAUCUCCAGAGUCGAUGUCUGUACCUACGAUUGGAACACCCCAUUUUCGGUCCCAUAGUACUCCGCCUGUUUUAAAUGGACAUCCGUCUAUAUUGGAUCAGGACGACGAAGGGGAUGAAUUUGCACUGGCGGCGGAGGUAUCUCAGACAUCGGACGAGGGUUUAACACUAUGA